This is a messenger RNA of Micromonas commoda, 357 nucleotides long. RefSeq lists its product with no specific name. Gene Ontology annotation, molecular function: structural constituent of chromatin; DNA binding. NCBI's taxonomy places the organism in Eukaryota, Viridiplantae, Chlorophyta, Mamiellophyceae, Mamiellales, Mamiellaceae. Bases 1 to 357 code for a protein of 118 amino acids. The record is from RefSeq and is a predicted model, not a curated record. The transcript has a single exon.
AUGUUCGCCCAGCUUCGCAACGCCCUCGCUCGCAACGCUUCCGUCUUCCAGACGGCGCGCAACGCGUCCAGCGGCGCCAACGGUAAGGCCUGGGCCGUGGACCUCAUGGCCAGCGAGGCUGGCAUCAGCAAGAAGCAGGCUGAGAUCGCGUUGAAAUCCCUGCUCGCGGGCAUCGAGGGAGCCGUGGUGGCUGGAGAGAGGGUCACGUUCCAGGGCUUUGGGUCCUUCGAGUCCGUCGCCAGGGCGGCGCGCACCGGCGUCAACCCCCAGAACCCCACCCAGAAGAUCAAGAUCCCGGCCUCCAUGGCCCCCAAGUUCAAGGCUGGCUCCGCGUUCAAGUCCGCCGUGAACAAGUAG